Lontra canadensis (Northern American river otter) is the source of this 1510-nucleotide messenger RNA. RefSeq names its product keratin 222 (gene KRT222). Lineage: Eukaryota; Metazoa; Chordata; Mammalia; Carnivora; Mustelidae. The coding region runs from base 112 to 999 and encodes 295 amino acids. The record is from RefSeq and is a predicted model, not a curated record. The transcript has 6 exons. Gene Ontology annotation, molecular function: structural molecule activity.
UUUAAGGCUCCGCGGAGCUCAGACUCUGCUCGACGCAGACAGACCAGCUCUGCCGCAGCGACUCAUCCUAUCGAUAAGGUUCACUUAGCCAAGGUGGAGGAUGGGAAAAGAAUGGAGCUGUCCCAGCUACUCAAUGAGAUCAGGGCAAACUAUGAAAAGCUCCUCACGAGAAAUCAGAUAGAGACCGUGCUCUCAACAAGGAUCCAGCUAGAAGAAGAUAUGAGCAAAAAAAUGGACAAAGAUGAAGAGGCUUUAAAGGCAGCUCGAGCAGAACUCAAGGAAGCGCGACGCCAGUGGCACCACCUGCAAGUGGAAAUUGAGUCUCUCCAGGCAGUGGAAAGGGGCCUUGAAAACUCCCUACACGCCAGUGAGCAACAUUACCAGAUGCAGCUGCAAGAUCUAGAGGCUGUGAUUGAAGGACUAGAAAAAGAGCUGCAGGAAGUAAGGCGGGGCAUUGAAAAGCAGCUUCAAGAGCACGAGAUGCUUCUCAACACGAAGAUGAGGCUAGAACAAGAAAUCGCCACUUAUCGCCGCCUCCUAGAAAAGGAAGAAAUCAGAUAUUAUGGUUGUAUCCAAGGUGAGAAAAAAGAACAAAAACCUUCGACAAGUAGAGUUGGUUUUGUUUUACCUUCAGCCAUUAUAAAUGAAAUAUCUUUUUCAACGAAACUCCCACAAAAGUAUGAGAACGAAAAAGUGGAAACAGUGACCAAACAGGCAAUACUAAAUGGAAAUAUUGUGAAGGAGAGCACUGAGGCUCGUGGCACUAUUCAGACAGAGAAAGUGGAUGAAGUUAUUAAAGAAUGGGAAGGCUCCUUCUUUAAAGAUAACCCUCGAUUAAGGAAAAAAUCGGUUUCUCUUCGAUUUGAUCUUCAUUUAGCAGCCACUGAUGAUGGGUGUUUACAGACUAAGCAGGAUAAUCUACCAGAUAUAGAAGUCAGGCUUAUCAUGAGAAGAUCAUGCAGUAUCCCCUCUAUCAAACCUCCAUCAGCAGCUAAUUAAUCCGACAGUACUUGACUGGAUUUGAAAAUGACAUUAGGGUGGACCAUGGUGGCCCAUGCUGACUGCCUUCUGUCCCAAAAUGUAAGUUAUUAAGUAUGUAUGCAAUGAUUAAUAUGUGAUUCUCUUCAGAAAACAAACAGGAAGGGACACAAUUUCUCUGAAUCUAAUUAUGGAUGCAUUCUUUGAAGAGGAGGAGCUUCAAAAUAAAAUCAGAAAUUCAGUAUGGUUUCUAUUUUGUUUACUCCAAAUAGUGUUCUUUUCCUCUUGAAAUUUUAUCAGAGACUAUAAACAUUAAGGUGGCUUGGUUAAAAGUCUUUGAAAUUUCACUCAGUGACUGAGUAUUCUAAGGAAAAGGAACAAUCUGUUUAGGUAUGAUUAUAUUAUAUUAAGAAUCAUACUGACUUAUUCAUCAUUAUUCCAUGACUGGUUAUAGCUAAAAAGAUUUUUCUACUUAAAAAAGAAAGCAAUUGUAAACAAACAUUUAAAGAGGACUCACUAGUCACAUAUUAAA